AUGGACAUGGUUCCAAGGAGGGAUAAAAGCGGCAGCGAAGGCGCCUCUGGCAAGUGUCAACGGCCGUUUCAACGGCUGUUUAACGAAGAACGACGACAGUCGUCGAAAGCCACGGUGUUACCUCGGGAAAGAGCUAAGAUCCGGUCUGCCCGCCCGACGAACAACUGCUCGCCUCGACUCGUCCACCUGUUGUUCCCCCACCACUCACUGUACACAAACACACAAACACGACCGACGGAAAGUGAGCGAAGUCAGCGCUUCGGUGUCACCGGCUUCACGACGACGGCCAGAGUACACAAACAGUCACCAUGUAUAGAUGAUGGCUGUUUUAAAGCGCUGUCUCCGUCUCCGUCGUCGUCGUCUACGGCCACGCAUGGUAGUGAGUUAUCACCGACUGGUGGUGGUGCCAUCGACCGCACGAUCGGCAUCGGCUGGCCUGCCGACCGGUCCACUGGUGUUGUAAACACCUUCGUCGUGUACGCACAAUCAGCUGGGGACCGGUUCUUCGACCAGGUAGAAAUCGUCACGCAUGGUGUGGCAAAGACUUUUGCAGGGAGUCGACUGGCGCAGCGUCUGAUUGGCCAGGAUCAGGCGUUUCUCGAACGAUCCCCUCGUAAGAUGCCAUGGAGAAUGAGCGACCGACCUCUUUCCAUUGCAUCGAACAGAGACCAACAUGGAAAACUGUUGCCGUGA
This is a messenger RNA of Soboliphyme baturini, 693 nucleotides long. Lineage: Eukaryota; Metazoa; Nematoda; Enoplea; Dioctophymatida; Soboliphymatidae. The record is from the annotation of a GenBank genome assembly.